GGUGGUUCCCGUCAGCUCCGCUUCUUGAUGAAGAGUCGUGACAGUGGAGACCCAGACCCCCUCUGCGAGCGAUCCGCCGCAGGUGUCACAACCAGCGCUGCGAAACAUCCUGCCUGACAACAUCGUCAAGUGGUACGGACGGCAUGGCACGGGCGGUUAACAACACAUGACGCUUCAGCACUAAGGAGAGUAACAGUACGUCUUGAGAGGAGCAGGAGGCGGACACGAUUUGCAGUGGACACCACCGUCUGUUUUAACAUUUGACAACCGCGACUCUCCCCGACUAUCGCCGACUUCGCCUGACGGGACGUCCUAAGCUAGCGUGUCCGACACUACGGCUCCUCCGGACCGCGCCUCAGGCGGUGUGACGUCAGACCUGCGUUCUAUCGAUCGUUGCUUCUCUGAUAUCUUCGAGCUGGGAACGAGAGCCUGUCACCUGGGAACGACCAAUUCACCACCGACCAUCCCGCCACCACCGCCUCCACUAUGGGCUGGGCCUUCAUGUUGUUCCCCUUCCUACUGAGCCUCUUCGCGCCGUCCAUCCGGAAACCUAGCUACUCGCGAUUCGUCUCGCGGUGGGACGCGGCCUGGAGGCCCCAGCGCUUCGGGAGGGACCCGAGCCGAGUCCCGAGGAGCGAUCCGUACCCGUACGAUGACCUCCAGCGGUGGCUAGAGAGAAAGCAGCAGCAGCGGCCGCAGCCUUUCAGUGCCGGGUCCUUCCAAGACAACGACUUCGACCCAGGCCCGGAGUUUUCUGGCCUGAAGACACCGGCUAAAUUUGGUCAAGAAAGAUUCUGGAAUGACCGUUUCCCGACAGCCCUGGCGCGGUACAAACCGUCCAACCAGCGGUACGAAACGUUUCCGUCACCGUUUUCAAAUAUCCUGAACCAACGCUUGGCCCAAAGUUUGAACCGACCAGGUAGCUAUGGACACCAGGCAGCCGAUCCGUACCGAAAAACGUUCGAAGCUUUGAUAGACAUCGUCCAAAAUCGCCUGAUUGCCGAGCUGUUACAACGGUUAUGGAAUCAGCACCAACGACAGCGAGGAAACGGGGCCUCGCCGACCGAGAGUGUUGUACAGCUGGCACGAUAUCCGGGCUACGAUCGCCAGGCCCCGUACGGAAGUAAGCUCCAUUCUCCGCAGCGCGAACCCUCAACCUCACGAAUUUCAACUUCGCGUCCAAGCGAAAGUACCGAGAAGGACAAGGUCAAGAUCAAGUGGAAUCAACCCAAGGUCGUCCUGUCCAAAACAGCGCAGCACGGCUUCAGAGGUCCGUCCGGAACUAGCCUCUACUCGGGACAUUCUGGAGGAACCUCCGGCAACACUCUCUACUCCGGACAUCCCGGAGGAACGUCUGGCAAAAGCCUCUACUCGACGCUCUCCAAAGGCACAUCUGGCAACGGAAUCUACUCCGGACACUCCGGAGGCCCGCACGGCAAUAGCCUAUACGCCGGUUAUUCCGGAGGAACGUCUGCUGGUAAAAGCCUCUACUCCGGACAUUCCGGAGGCACAACCGGCAAUAGCCUCUACCCCAGGCCUUCUGGAGGCGCAUCCGGCAACAGCAUGUACUCCGGUUAUUCCGGACACAAGCAGCCCGGACACCAAGAAUCCAAUGCAAUCAACCCGUUGGCCUUCCGGAAAACCAGAGAAGCAGGGAACAGGAAAAUGCAUUGAGGAAGGCGUCACCGUGACACAGCAAGCACAACGUAAUCGGAGCAGACCACUCAUUAUAGAACAGGUUAGUUAGUAAUAAUACAGCCCCGAGCGACUCACAAAAAUAAUUCCGUAUUCAAGAAGCUUAAGAAAGUUGUUUCGAAAGAAGGAAUCAUUCAGAAAGAUUAAAUGCGGCACUUGGGGAUGCGGAGACGUCGCGCGAUCGCGAGUAGAGACAGAGUAGAGUUUCAUUUUUUGUGACCUGUGCGGUCAAGCUUCGGGACCGAUGAUGCAAAAAAAAAUUAGUAGGUGUCUCAAGAAGCUUGGGAGAGCACAAGAAGUUGUGUCUCGUCUAAUCGAAGACGAAGACAUUCGCAUAAAAAGGUCAGGGUCAGAGUAAUUUUCGAUUGGGUAGUUAUAGACCCGUAAGAGUAAAGACCUGUGAUUGGGUGGACAGUCAGGUCAUAGGUCAAGAUAUUGUCAACAUUAAGUUGUAAAACGUUUUUUUUUUGUUUCUUAUAUUCAGGAUUUCAAAUAUGCUGAUUUAAUUGGUGUUGUUUAGUGGACAGCUAUUCCAUGCAGGUACCUAAGUAUUCCUGGUUUUAUUUUGAUGGAACGAAAGUGAACGUAAUCGUAGAACCUGGAGUAAGACUAACAACAUUUUCUUUGAAAUGAAAACAGAGAGAGUGACUACAAUUAAUAGUAAACUCACAUUACAGCUUGCAGAUCUCUUGUGAUCCAGGAAUUUACCAAGGCCCUGCAUAGAGUAGUAGCCUUAUGAUUAUGAUGAUUCAUAAAUCACCAGAAACUACCAAAAUCAGGUCACGACCAUCGUCUUGUUGUUGUUGUUGCUGUUGUUGUUGCAUUGUGUCAUUGCUGUGAAAACAUCCUGUUAGUGAAUACUCAGCAAUAAGGAAACUUUACGAUGCAAUCCAGAAAGAAAUGUCGACAAACGCAUUUAUUGAUGACAAGGCUGUGGCAAUUACUUAGAAAUUGCGACGUUGUGGCGGAAAUACAAGGCAUAUAGAAUUUGUGGCAAACUUGAAACAGUGAAGGAAAUUGUGACAGAAAAUGUCAAACAAACAUGAGGGAAGUGGAAUGAUCUUGGGAAGCAACAUCCAAAUUUAGCAGAUUAUUGUGGCAGAUGCCAAAGAGCGUUAGGAACCUGUGAUGAAAAUUCGACACAUCCCUUUCAUUGCGGCUAUCGUAAGAAUACUGGCAACAACCUGUGCCAGGUCGUACCCACAGAGACCGUCUGUGGUAAGUAUGUAACAUGAGGAAAUUGUAGCCAAUGGGGCAGCUUGUGAUAAAGUUGUAACGCAGUGAGUAUGUAACUAUUAUAACCAGGAAAGGCAUGC
Branchiostoma floridae (Florida lancelet) is the source of this 3011-nucleotide messenger RNA. RefSeq lists its product as uncharacterized. The coding region runs from base 487 to 1674 and encodes 395 amino acids. Lineage: Eukaryota; Metazoa; Chordata; Leptocardii; Amphioxiformes; Branchiostomatidae. The transcript is spliced from 3 exons. The record is from RefSeq and is a predicted model, not a curated record.